AUGUCCGAAUUCCCGCCGCCUGCUUUGCGACAGGCAGCUGAGGACGUCGCCUCGCUGCUUCGCGAGCGCAAAGAAACCAUCUCCGUCGCCGAGACGGCAGCAGGAGGGUUGGUCAGCGCAGCGCUGCUCUCCACGCCCGGCGCAUCACGGAUCUACAAGGGCGGACUGACGCUGUAUACGCUCGACUCGCGCAUCGCGUUCGCGGGCUGGACGCAAGCUAAUAUCGACAAUUACGAUGGGCCGACGCCCAAGUUGGUCGAGGGAUUGGCGAGUCAUGUGCGCGUGACGUUGAAGUCGAAUUACACCGUUGGCGAGGUCCGUCUCUUUCCUCAUGCUUUUGUUCACUUUGUUUCCAAUCCUGCUCCCGUGCUUUCGACUUCGCUCCUUGCCCUGUUUCAGACGCAAGUCCAGAGCGGUACCGCAGGACCAACGGCAAGCGGCAAGGCCAAGAAUCGACAACCGGGCUACGUGGCGCUGGCGGUCGUGGGCGAGAAGGGCGCCUUAAGCAAGGACUUGGACACAGGCCUGGGGAGUGAUAGGCAGGCCAACAUGGUGGCUUUUGCCAUUGAGGCAUUGAAGCUGGUCAAGGAGUACAUAUCGACCAACGAAAGCCAGGGUGGAAAGAUCUGA
Molecule: messenger RNA, 630 nt
Organism: Exophiala viscosa
Lineage: Eukaryota; Fungi; Ascomycota; Eurotiomycetes; Chaetothyriales; Herpotrichiellaceae
Exons: 3
Coding region: 1-630 (209 amino acids)
Source: RefSeq, a predicted model, not a curated record